AUGAGCAAUCCCGAUGAUCUGCUGUUGGAGCUCAUGUACGAAUAUAAACCCCAUCUGCAGUCGUAUCGGCACCGCAUAAACACCUGGAACGAGCUUCUAAGGGCGUUCAAUGAGGCCACAGGUGCUAGCUACCGCCAGAACCGGACUUUGAAGACGAGGUUUGAAAAACUGAAAGAACUGUUUUUGAACGGAGAAAAACUGCCGUUAAAGAACGUGGCAUUGUUGCAAACACUGCUGGACGAGAGCAGCCGCGAGCCCCGACAGCUUGAACAGUCUGAGCAACUGCAGCGCCCGCAAGAGAGAAUCUCAGCCGUUAAUUGUCAACCGCUCCUUGACGGUCCCAACAGAGCCCACGACAAAAUGCACGCAGACGCAGACGCAGAUUAUUCCUCCGAUGGUGAAGAAAACGAGGAACCUGGGGCUCCCAGGCCGCCACCUCUGGACUCCAUGACGAUUUUCCCACACACCCAGAUGCAACGGCUCCAGGAGCAACGUGGCGCGAAGAAUAAUGGGUUUGCGGCCAGUCCGGCACCCCACGACUUUCAGCGGUUUUCAGAAACUCCACAAUUUCAUGCACAAAAUUUAUCCGCGACGGAUACCUCUGAAGCGCAAUAUAUGGACACAAAGGACCACAUUGCCUCUGUGUUAGACUCGCUAAAAAAGGACUCUCACAACAAUAACCCAGAGAAAGCAUUUGGCCAUGCCUCCGAUAAUAUAAACUCUCUCGCGGCACUUCGACAAGAGAUCGACGUAAUGAAACAAAAUCAAGAAAAUUUCCAGAGGAACGUGCUAGCAAAGCUGAACAAAAUCGCAGAGCUCCUGAAUCCGCCAACCGAUUUCUUGAAUAUGCCAUUUGGUUCACAACCUCAUCAAAGUCAGGGCCCGUAA
Lachancea meyersii CBS 8951 is the source of this 888-nucleotide messenger RNA. The record is from the annotation of a GenBank genome assembly. NCBI's taxonomy places the organism in Eukaryota, Fungi, Ascomycota, Saccharomycetes, Saccharomycetales, Saccharomycetaceae.